AUGGACAGAUACCGAUUGUCGGUGCCAGCGCCGGCGCAGUAUCAGCAGAUGCAAGCGCAGGCAUACCAGAGUCCCAAGAUUUCUUGGAAGAAGGUUUCGGAGCACAUCGAGGCCAAUGGAGGGUCUUACAAAUUCGGCAAUGCGACUUGCAAGAAGAAGUGGUACGAGAUACACGAUCUCUAA
Penicillium cosmopolitanum is the source of this 183-nucleotide messenger RNA. RefSeq lists its product as uncharacterized. The transcript is spliced from 2 exons. The record is from RefSeq and is a predicted model, not a curated record. The coding region runs from base 1 to 183 and encodes 60 amino acids. NCBI's taxonomy places the organism in Eukaryota, Fungi, Ascomycota, Eurotiomycetes, Eurotiales, Aspergillaceae.